AUGAACAGCAAAAGGUGCGAUUUUAAGGGCUGCGAAAAAGAGGUCGAAUCCAUUUGCAGAUGCAUUUCAAAUGGCAUCUAUUUAUGCCAUGGCCAUCUCAUGAUCCAUAUGGAAGAAAUAUACCAAAAUCCCCACAAGGUAGAAUUUCUGUACAUGAGAAUUAACGACUCAGACUUAGAAUUUAUAUUAGAAACAAUAGAUUUAGCCAAGAAAAAAAUUGAUGAAGAGCUUACAAAGGUUAUCCAAGCCUCCAAGACAAUUCUUGAAACUUUUCAUGAAAAGGUGGAUAAAGAGCUUAGGAAGGUUAUGAUUAUGCAGCAAGGACUUAUUAAUGCAUUAGAAAAGACUGCAAGAAUGACGAGAAUUAAUAAAAAUACUGAUGUCCCGAUAUUUAAAUCGAUUUUGAAAGAUUUUGAGAAGGUUAAAGCUUCCCUAAGCAAUACAGAUUGAUUUUCGCUUAAUGUUAAUGAAGACAAGGUUAUUGAUGCUAUUGAUAAUUUUAUUGAAAUUACUUUUGAGCAUCGGGAAAUUUAUAAGCUAACUGAAAUCACUGAAAAUUUUAUGCCGCCUUAUGUUCGGGAAGAGUCAAAAUGCAGCAAUGAAGAAUAUAGCAGCAGAUAUGAAGAAAUUGAUUUGUUUUUACUUGCAAGUAAGGUAGGGAGUAUCAAAGAAAAGGAUCCAAGGUAA
Messenger RNA from Blepharisma stoltei, 687 nucleotides. The record is from the annotation of a GenBank genome assembly. Lineage: Eukaryota; Ciliophora; Heterotrichea; Heterotrichida; Blepharismidae.